AUGUCCGCCGAGACCGACGAAGCGGUGGAAGUCACCGUUGAAGGGAGCGACACGGAACCGGUGGUGGAGGAGGAGGCUGUGGCCGGAGACGCGACAGAGGAGCAGCAGCGGCGAGAGACCCAGGUGCUGGAGAGGGCAAUCAGAGCUACUGACGUUGCUGCAGUCGAAGAAGGGGACUUUGUAACCCCUGCUGCUGUUCAAAUUCGGACCGUCCCUGUUGUUCCCUCAAUCGACAGAAUAGGGGAUGAAUCACUUGAUAGCCAUACUUCCUCGACGCGAACGAGACCAGGUUUGGAAGAUUACGCUGCUGAUUAUGAUCUUGGUUUAUUUUGGGACUUUCUACAAGAAUCAAAUUGGAAGUUCAGAAAGAAGAAAAUGGUGGAAGAGGGUCUCCAACGCGAAGAAAGGAGGAACCGCGAGAGACCAUUGAUCUCGAAGGUCUUUGGAGAAGAGAAUUCGCCGCUACUGUGGGUGAAGUUGGACGAGGGACGGACAGAUCUCAGCGCCAGCCACCGACAAUGCGGAGAGGAGACGACUGCAAACUGUCGGGCUAGUUCGUCGGCAUCGCAAACCGCCGCAGCACUGACGCACUCACUAGCGGCUCGAGUCGUGGCAAUGACGGCCGAUGAGAAGAAACAGGAGGGCGGCGACGAUUUCCCUUCCUCCUUCCGGACAUCGAGCGACGAGGUGGCGGAGAUAAGAGGUGGUGGGUCGGAUUGCCCCCCUAGCCGCCUGACGACCUUGUCGCGGGAGAAGGAGGCGAAGCGGGCACCUUCGGGAAGGGAAGCGUCGAGGAAAGAGCCGAGGACCACCGACGCGGAGGCGGAGUCGGAGAAGCGACCUGCAGCGCGCGAAUCUCCGUGUCGGCUGGGUAGGUCUCGCCGUCGGCGAGUGGCUUGUGUGCCGCUGGGGAGGGAAACGACGAGGGAGGGUGGCUGUUACCUCUCCCCUGCAACCCUAGUUCGCCUCACUCAGAAGCAACAAGUCGGGCGGGCCGUGCUCCAGUUCGUGGGCCGCUCUGUUCGGAUCUACGGGUUUGAUGGGCCGGCUAGAAGGGUUCUCAGUCACGGACUGGAUUUAACACUGGGAAUGAUGCUAAUAAGACCCUGCCCUCUCUUCAACGAUGAGGAAACAGAAGCUGAAAUAGCCCUGACAAGCGAGAAAUUUGGAUUGGUUCCUCGAGUUUACGUCGUCUGUGAAGCAGACGAAAUUUACAAGCCGGAUCUGCAGAGGUGGAUGAUCGAGAACAACCCAACUGACGAUGUCAAGCCCAUAUCUUCAGCUGAUCACAUGGCUAUGUUCUCAAAACCACAUGAGCUCUGCACUUACCUUUUGGAGCUUGCCAGCAAGUAUACUUGA
This is a messenger RNA of Linum tenue, 1359 nucleotides long. NCBI's taxonomy places the organism in Eukaryota, Viridiplantae, Streptophyta, Magnoliopsida, Malpighiales, Linaceae. The record is from the annotation of a GenBank genome assembly.